Molecule: messenger RNA, 880 nt
Organism: Paramecium octaurelia
Lineage: Eukaryota; Ciliophora; Oligohymenophorea; Peniculida; Parameciidae
Source: the annotation of a GenBank genome assembly
UUAUGAGCAGCUUCGAUAGUCCCUCAAUGGUAUUACCUUCUAAUUAUUAGAGAAUUCUAAGUAUAGCAGGCAUAAAGGUUAUUUAAAAUGGGAGCUUGCUAAUAAAGACGUUAAAGGGGGAUUUGAUGCUCAAGAACUAUAAGUUGAAAAAGGAGUCAUAUCAAGAGAUCGACAAGCUAACUCAGUUAUGGUACCUUCAAAAAAAUCUGCUUAAGCAUCAUAACUUAGUCCAGAACCAUCAAUAACAAAGGAACAUGUCUGUUGUGAUAAAUUAGAUGAAUUGAGUUAGUAAUAUGUAAUAAUAAAUAAAUAUGUCUAGUAACUAAUCAUUAAUGAGCAAAUGAAUAAAUUAACCGAAUUAAAUUUGCUCAUAUAGCAGCAUUCUAAAUUAUUAAUUGAUUCUUACAAUUAAGGAUUAGAGGAUGCUAAAGCACAAUAAUAAAAAGAAUCUCAAAUUCUGGAAAAUAAUCGAUUGUUGAGAGAAAGGGAUAGAUAGAUUUAAGAAUGGGAAGAAAAAUAUAAUAAGGAGAAAAAUUUUGGAGAUGAAAAAGAGGAAGAGAUAAGGUAUACUUAUGUUUUCAUAUUAUAGUGAACUUGAAAAAUAACUGAAGGCGUUGACAACAUAAGUUUAGGUAACAACAAGCUCUGCGGAUUUAGAAAAUGAGAAAAAUUAAUGGAAAAAUAAAUUUAUCACAUUAAAUAAACAGUUUAAUGAAACAGAAUAAUAGGUAGUUGUACUUGAAAAUGAGAUUGAUAUGUUAAAAUAAUAACAGAAAAAAACUUCAGUUAGAGUAAUUAAUUUAUUUGAGUUUUAGACAACCACAAGAAGAAAAACAGUUACAAAGGAUGCUCCCCAACCAUGAUAAUUUGAUAUCACCCU